Molecule: messenger RNA, 1101 nt
Organism: Metarhizium album ARSEF 1941
Lineage: Eukaryota; Fungi; Ascomycota; Sordariomycetes; Hypocreales; Clavicipitaceae
Product: xylitol dehydrogenase
Exons: 2
Coding region: 1-1101 (366 amino acids)
Biological process (GO): D-sorbitol catabolic process
Molecular function (GO): L-iditol 2-dehydrogenase (NAD+) activity; zinc ion binding
Source: RefSeq, a predicted model, not a curated record
AUGGCCGCCUCGCAAACGCUGGACCGCGAUGCACUCAGCAACCUCUCCUUCAUCCUCAACAAGCCGCACGAGGUGACGUACGCGGAGCGGCCCAAGCCGGUGCUCUCGUCGCCGCACGACGUCAUCGUCGCCGUCAACUACACGGGCAUCUGCGGGUCCGACGUGCACUACUGGCACGACGGGGCCAUCGGGCACUUUGCGGUGAAGCAGCCGAUGGUGCUGGGCCACGAGUCGGCGGGCACCGUCGUCGAGGCCGGCAGCCGCGUGCGCCACCUCAAGCCCGGGGACCGGGUGGCGCUGGAGCCGGGCCACGGCUGCCGGCGGUGCCGCGACUGCCGCGCCGGCCGCUACAACCUCUGCGCGGACAUGGCCUUUGCCGCCACGCCGCCGCACCACGGCACGCUGACGGGGCUGUGGGCGUCGCCCGCCGACUUCUGCCACAAGCUGCCCGACUCGGUGUCGCUGCGGGACGGCGCCCUCGUCGAGCCGCUCGCCGUCGCCGUGCACAUGGUCCGCCGCGCCGCCGUGCAGCCGGGCCACGCCGUCGCCGUCAUGGGCGCCGGCCCCGUCGGCCUGCUGUGCGCCGCCGUCGCCGCCGCCUUUGGCGCCUCGACCGUCGUCAGCGUCGACCUCGUCCGCGCCAAGCUCGACUUUGCGCGCCGCUUCGCCUCCACGCACGCCUACCUCUGGCGCCCGGAUGCCGUCGACCCCGAGGCCUGCGCCCGCGCCGUCCGCGAGCUCGCCGCCCUCCCGCGCGGCGCCGACGCCGUCAUCGACGCCAGCGGCGCCGAGGCCUCGGUCCAGGCUGGCCUGCACCUCGUCCGCCCCGGCGGCACCUACGUCCAGGGCGGCAUGGGCAGGAGCGACAUCGUCUUCCCCAUCAUGGCGCUGUGCCUCAAGGAGGUCACUGUGCGGGGGUCCUUCCGCUACGGCCCCGGCGACUACGAGCUGGCCGUCGACCUCGUGGCCAGCGGCAGAGUCGACGUCGGGAAGCUCGUCUCGGCCGUCGUGCCCUUUGACAGGGCCGAGGACGCGUUCAAAGAGGUCAAGGAGGGCAACGUCAUCAAGAUCCUGAUUGCCGGCCCCAACGAGAAGCUUUAG